GCACUAACGUGUCACUAGUAAAAACACGAGCGCUAUGUGUUUUAUAAAUAUGGCCAGCCUUUACCAACGCGCCCAAUUUUCUUUUUUGGCCGCGGCCUUUCCGCAGCUCGAAGCGAAACUGGUAUGUUUGAGGAUGAUUGAAAUUGAACAAAACGCGCCAGUUCUCGAUGUCGACUCGAUCAUCACAAUCGUCAUCAGCUGGCUCUUCUCCCGCGGGUCUGCUCGCGCUAUUUUCCAAAGUAUCGGCGCGUGUGGCUGUACACGUGUGGCACGAACUUUUUACCUCGUGAUCGAAGGCGAAAAAUAUCUAUUUGUGCAAAAACUAAGAGUGCGCUCGAAUUUAGCAUAAACUUUAACAUGGUGUCGUCAGGAGUCAUUAAAUGCAGCGCUCAACAACUGAAUCUGGACGUGACACUGACGUGUGGGCAAGCUUUUAGGUGGAAGAAGAAUAAUCACUCUGAAUGGAUUAGCACUUUUGCAGGCAGGGUAUGGUGCCUGAGGCAGGAUGACGACGGAAACCUCCACUACCGGGUGCUCAAUGCCGUUAACAAUGGGUUGUGCUCUCCAUAUAUUGAUAAUUCACACGCAGUAUCUCGCAACAGAAAGCGGAAACGCUUGGAGAGUCUGCCAAUUUCAUCAGGAGAAAACGAAGACCUCUUGAGGGACUACUUUCAGCUGGGAGUGGACUUGGAGGGCCUGUACACUGAAUGGUGUCGUGUGGACCCUACCUUCAAAGCAACUGCCAACUACCUCCCUGGAAUCAGAGUACUGCGUCAAGAGCCCAUAGAGGCUCUGAUGGCCUUCAUUUGCUCAUCCAACAAUAACAUCACUCGCAUCAGCUCUAUGGUUGAAAAGUUGUGCACCAUGUAUGGAACUAAGCUUCUUGAGGGCAAAGAAGGGUCCUUUUAUGCCUUUCCUACGGCUGCCCAGAUGGUCCGAGGAGGGGUUGAGGAGGAGCUGAGGGCUGCUGGCUUUGGAUACAGAGCAAAGUAUGUGCAUGGCACGGCCAAGGCACUUGCUACACGGGAUCCUAUGUGGUUGCAAUCACUUAGAGAUACCUCUUAUGCUGAGGCGCACCGCCAACUCAUUGAACUUCCUGGUGUUGGUGCAAAGGUGGCUGACUGCGUGUGCCUAAUGGCACUGGACAAGGCUGAGGCAGUGCCAAUUGAUGUGCAUGUCUGGCGCAUGGCAACUCGGCACUACCUGCCCCAUCUUAGGUCCCUAAAGAAUCUUUCAGCAGCUGCCUAUAAAGAAAUUGGUGACCACUUCAGGGAACGCUUUGGCUCCUAUGCUGGCUGGGCACAGUCUGUGCUGUUCACCUCUGAUUUGAAGAAGCACACCAAGUCCAGUCCAUCAGAAUCUGAAGAUGUAAAAGAGAGCGCCACUGAAUAGAUCAAACCAGCAGACAAUAUUAUUUUCUUCAGUGAUCUCAUUCAGCCUAGGUGUAUGCAUAGGAAGGUGUCCACAAGUAUAGCGAGGCUUCCUAAGCACCUCUUGCUUCACUUACCACCAAGCCAUGCUUUGAGUGGGCAGUUCUAAGUGGACUCAACUGUAUUUUCUUUUUCCCUGUUGCAAUCAAAGAGCACAUAAUUAAAAUGGUAAACCAUUGAAAGCAUUCAUCUGUUUUACACUGACUUUCGAUGGUCAGACACAAGGCAAAAAUAUGCAGAACAGCUUUGCUGUGAUUGGAAGAUUUGCUAACUUUAUAAUCCGUUUACAAAAUACUGGGUUAAUACGUACAAGACACAAGUACACAGGAAAAUGGAGGCUUGAAAUGAUCAGCAAUGGUCGAACAAGAAAUGUCACUAGAGCCAACAUUUUCGAUGUUUCGAACAAGCAUAUAGACG
Dermacentor silvarum is the source of this 1847-nucleotide messenger RNA. RefSeq names its product N-glycosylase/DNA lyase (gene Ogg1). Bases 358 to 1392 code for a protein of 344 amino acids. Gene Ontology annotation, cellular component: nucleus. NCBI's taxonomy places the organism in Eukaryota, Metazoa, Arthropoda, Arachnida, Ixodida, Ixodidae. Gene Ontology annotation, molecular function: 8-oxo-7,8-dihydroguanine DNA N-glycosylase activity; damaged DNA binding. The record is from RefSeq and is a predicted model, not a curated record. Gene Ontology annotation, biological process: base-excision repair, AP site formation; nucleotide-excision repair; base-excision repair. The transcript is spliced from 8 exons.